AUGCAGCAAGUGACAUGGACUAUUACAUGCACAUACUCACCGAUCCUUGUUUCAAGGAACCCCAAUUGUUGUGUCUCGUUGUCUUCAUUCUCUAACCCUGUGAUCACACCCUAUCCAACUUGUGCUUGCGGCUGCCAAAAUAAAGAUAACUGCACUAUGGGAGAUUGUGAAAUUUCAACUGUUGUGAAAUCAAACUUGCUAAUCAAUGGCAAUGCUCAGCUGCUGCAGUGCACACAACAUAUGUGCCCAAUCCAGGUGCACCGGCAUGUUAAGGUCAAUUACAAGAAGUAUUGGCUUGUGAAGCUCACCAUCACGAAUUUCAACUACUGGAUGAAUUACUCUUACUGGAAUCUUGUUGUUCAACAUCCAAAUCUCAACAAUGUUACUCAAGUUUAUUACUUACACAAGCCACUCCUUUACCAAUCCAUGAAUGACUCUGGUGUGUUCAAUGGUGUGAAAUAUCGCAAUGAAUUACUCCUGGAAGCUGGACCUCGUGGAAAUGUUCAGUCAGAGAUGAUUCUUGGGAAAGAUAAGAAUGCAUUUACAUUAGAGCAAGGAUGGGCUUUUCCUCAUAAAGUUUACUUCAAUGGUGAUGAAUGCACGAUGCCUCCACCAGAUGCAUACCCACUUCUACCCAACUCUCCUAGUCCAAUCACACCUUCGCUAUUUGCUGCUGCCUUGCUUUUGAUAUUGCUAGUCAUUUUGUCUUCCUUGUGUGGUUUGAGAAUCGAAAGGCAGAAAAGGCAAAGAGAAGGGUCCCUGCUAGGAUAGAAGAAUCCUGUGUAAGAUGUAGAAAGCAUUAAACCAACGUAUAGAAAACUCCUCACCUGGUACCAAAUUCAUCUGUAACAUAUACAAGGAAUCCUGUAAUCAUAAUGUACAUACAUUUUUAAGCUUUAAUAGGAAAUCCAGAAACUUGAGUACAUAAACUUUGUUCGUGGAGGAAAACUUGCA
Messenger RNA from Theobroma umbraticum, 954 nucleotides. The record is from RefSeq and is a predicted model, not a curated record. NCBI's taxonomy places the organism in Eukaryota, Viridiplantae, Streptophyta, Magnoliopsida, Malvales, Malvaceae.